AUGGUUGAGAAUGAACCGCCUCUGUCCCAUGGCAGGUUGGCCAUUGAGACCGCAAAGCAUUGGUGGAUGCCGAAGCCUUGCAAGGAGACAAAUAACCACAAGGAGAUGGACAGGUCACAUGCUUAUCUUGAUAGACUCUAUCACCUUGGUAUGGAUGAGAUGAUCAGACGCCGUGGCGACUACUGGCAGAGCAGGCUGAGGACUCAAAGCUCGCAUCAAUACGUCAAGAGACCUUGGAGGAUACUGGUGUCCAGAAAGCCGCUCUCUGCAGCAUUGACUCUCGCGCACGCGCAGCUUGGCCUCGUCUUGAUGAUGCUCAUCUUCAUCUUCCUGCAUCCUCAUGACUCUCUCCUCGUACAAGUCAGGAGCUUGAUUGCUCAAGAGACUUUCUCCCACUUCCGAGUCUCUACCGUGCACAACAAGUCAUCGUUGAGCGAGAUAGAAGACUGGGGUGUCAUGUCUCAAGGACACUUGUUUCCUACCCCUGAGGACGGAGCUGAGGUGUGCCGGGCGGAGUCGAGGAUACAGAUACACAGGAUCUCUCCAGACGGAGACGCGAGCUACAUCACGAUGCGUCAUGCGACAGUCACAGACGGGAUCUACUUCCUUUUGACCGAUGGAGGGGGGGCAGCUCGGCUAGCAGACUUGAAGAUAGAAGGGUCGAGCGACGGGCAUCACUGGAAGGACCUGAGGAGGUCAGGAGCGUGCGGUCGUGCGGUGAUGAGAGGACUGGGGAGGGAGGACCAAGACAGAUCCGGGUCCUUGACAUGCGGUAAGGGGAGGAGACAGCUGAUUGAGCUGCAUCUAUCCGGGGUGGAAUGCAAGUGGAUGGAGUACAUGGACGCAUGUAGGAGCCUGGUAGCAGUGAUCUGCAUCGUGCUUGCGCUGGUCUUGUCCCGGACAGAGAAGUACGAAGGUGCGGUAAAGGCGAUGGGCCUUGGAAGCCUCUUAUGGUCGAUGACGUAUCUGGGACUGUUCUGGCGGUAUGAGUGGGGUCACUACAGCACGGCCGAGGCUCUGUAUGCACUGCAAGCGCUGGGGAUGAUGGUGAUCUUUCCAGGUCCUGCGGUGAUCUCCGAGGCCGUCGCGUUUGAGCAGAUGCUCGUCUGCGCGUUGUACAUGAUCGCCUGCUCCCUUGCCCUGACCGCAAGGAUCAGUGUCAGCGCCAUCCUGGCUCUGACCUUCAUGGUCUUGUUGUUAGUGCUGAGGGAGGGAACCAAGCGGAGAUCGAGGCGAGUAGCCAUGGAAGGCGUGGAGGAAUAUGCAUCGAUCUUCGACGAGAGCAAAGAGCAGAUUCUUCCCUACUUGGACUCUCUCUCUCGGACGAUCUCAGAGCUCAAUCUUGAAAGCCAGCGGCGUACCUACAGGCACCAUACCUCGACAAGGCAGGCUGAAGAGGGCUUUGCCUACGGCCUUGGAAGCGAGCGCUUCACACGAUACAUGGCAGCUCAGUCAAGGGACAGCCGAGUCAAGUCACUCGACCAACUCUUCCUGCAGGCAAUCGUAGUGCACGACCAGUUCCUCAGCAAGCUGUUGGGAGAUGGAGACGGGUCAGCAUAUCAACGGGUCAGCGGCAUGGCGCUGCAGGACAAGCAAUGGGGGAACGAGGAGCCAUGCGGUCACACGGAGAAGACUGUCAACGCUGCAUCCUGCGACAUGGCAGCAGAGGAGAAUCGCGUCCGGGCGUUGAUGAGGCAGAAGUGCUGCUUCCCGGGUGACCUGUUGGAGAGGUACUUAGCGGAUGUUUGCCAUGGAGUGGAACGAGCUGACAUAAGCAGUGUGAUGUUCGGGACAGCUCCGAUCAAGCUAGGCUCACAGAAGCUUGCGCUUCAGCUUUUCUUGGUAUUGCAGGCGGCCGUGCAGAUAUGGAGAAUCUUCAAGCCAGGCGGAGAUUCUGAUACAAUUCGAGCAGAGAUGUCUUUCACAAGUCGCCACCUGCGCUUCACGACGUUGAUGGCCAGGGACGGAAAAUCUCCGAGAGGCCCUGGGAUUGCAAGCGUCGGUUUGCUUCACAACGGCUACGAGCUCAACUGCUCCAAGACAAGGCUCUGGGGCUACAACAACUCCCUGUACGCUUCUUUCGAGGAGGCGGUCGUUGCCAACGGAUGGUUCUUUCGCACAAGUGUCGAGAACGGCACAGAGGAGAGCGACCCUGCGUUGUUUGUCUUUUCCUUCUCCUCGGUUCCCUCCGAUGCGCCCUGGACGCUUCCAAGCAGAGCCUGGGAAGUAUACGGGGGACCGGAGUGCCACUGGAAGAUGUAUUCGGCAAGAUGUCACCCUCUAGCACGACGAGAGUACAAGACAAGCAGAUUGCGCAACCAUGUCCACGCGUUCGAUCAUCGACCGCCAUGGUUUCAAACGAUGCUUCCAUUGUACGGAGUGUUGGUAUCGUUCCACUAUACCAUGACUGCUGUGAUGGGAUGGAUGCGGAGACCGAUUGCGGCGAAGUUCUUUUGGGUAAACCUGUACUUCGUGCUGGGAAGCAUAGGGACUUGCAUGGCAGUGAUGCAUGUCUUGUGUACCACCAUAGAGUCAUCCUUCUACUGGUGGAUCGUGGGAAGCUCGCUCUUCGGACUGGGGCUGACGAGCUGGUUCAAAGAGAGAUAUGUCAUGCACUACCUGCUGUUUCAUGCAUGUCUGAGCUCUGUGGCAAUCAAUGUUUACUCGUGGUUGUAUCUUGGCAUCGGCUUCAGAGCUCCCAGCAGCGCUCCCGUCCUAAUCUUCACAUUUGUUGCCUGGUUGCUGUACAACAGGAUCGUCUUGUAUCGAGCAUGGCAGCACGUCGCAGAAGAUUGCAGGCACUAUGACGAUCUGACGACGAAGUUGUUGCGAGAUCCGGACAGCCAGCGAUGUAUAGAAAAGAUCUCAACACUGACCGAGUGUCUGGGUGUAGGGCGACAGUUGUCACAGUACCAGGCCGUGUCUCGCUUCCGACGAGGCUCUCGAUUCGGGUAUUCCUCCGCUGGGUUCGUAGUGCGAAGGUAUGCUUGGAUGGACUGAGGCAGCACGAUCGAGACGGAUCCAGUGCUUUGAUCAGCUCUACAUGCAGGCAUUCCUGCUGGACCCGCUGUUUCUAGACAAGGUCAAGAGUCUCGCAGAGAGGGCGGGAGGCUUCUGCUUGGUGGAGGAUGAAACGAGCGAAGCCAGGUGCAAGCCGAUGCGAUGGAGGGACUGCAAGCUAGACGAGGCUUUGAGGGGCAAAGCGCGCUUUGCCAAACUGAAGAGCAUCGACAGAUGUGUAGAGAAGCUCUCGAGGGCGUAUGCUGGGGACGUGUCGAGGCUCGUGGACAUCGUAAGGCAGAGCAUCAUGUUCGAGGAUCUGAAGGAGCUGCAUGCGUGCUUGGAGAUGAUUGCUGAAGAUCCAGACCUCCAAGUCAUCCGAGUCAAGAACAGGUUCGAUCGCCGCCACGAUGCCCGGCAG
This is a messenger RNA of Guillardia theta CCMP2712, 3421 nucleotides long. RefSeq lists its product as hypothetical. The record is from RefSeq and is a predicted model, not a curated record. The coding region runs from base 1 to 3000 and encodes 999 amino acids. The transcript is spliced from 6 exons. Lineage: Eukaryota; Cryptophyceae; Pyrenomonadales; Geminigeraceae.